This is a messenger RNA of Trypanosoma theileri, 2571 nucleotides long. Its product is annotated as putative surface protease GP63. Gene Ontology annotation, cellular component: membrane; cytoplasm. The transcript has a single exon. The record is from RefSeq and is a predicted model, not a curated record. Lineage: Eukaryota; Euglenozoa; Kinetoplastea; Trypanosomatida; Trypanosomatidae. Gene Ontology annotation, molecular function: metalloendopeptidase activity. The coding region runs from base 1 to 2571 and encodes 856 amino acids. Gene Ontology annotation, biological process: proteolysis; cell adhesion.
AUGGAGAAACACUCCAUGCGUCACCUGCUGUGGACUGCACUGUUCUUGUUGUACUGCAGUUGCGGGUGUUUGGCUACUGUUGUGCAGCAGUUACCACAAAAAGGACAAAGUGCUCUACAGGCAUACACCGUCUCUAAUACUGCCGAUGAUAAAACUGGUAAAGAAUGGCAACCCAUCCGCAUUGGUGUGUAUACAAAACGUGUGGAAGAUGUGCUGAAGUUUUGCGAAGACGGCAAAUUGCCGCCUGAGUACGAAGAUGAGUUUCUCGAGACUGACGAGGUACAAGAAGAGUUUGCAGAGCUCUGUGGUGUUAAACGGGGGAAUAAGAAGUUAAUAGCGGAAAAGAAGGAUAUUCUUUUAAAUAAAGUCUUGCCUAAAGCCAUCAAACUGCACGCAGAUCGCCUUAAUGUGAAACAGGUGAAAGAAAGUCUAAAGAUCGAAAGUGAGGACGUUUUGCCAGAAGAGUGCGAAGGCUUUGGCAUCCCCGAAGGACAUAAAGAGAAAGGUAUUCCUGAUGCUGAUUUUGUAAUUUACGCGAGUCUCUCCACUAACAUUGGACAUGGGAUUUGCAGUAAAGAUAAGCAAGGGAGACCAACGUCUGCUGUCAUCAAAUUCAACCUGUAUGAUAUAGAAGCAACACGGAAGUAUAUUCGCUUCACUGCACAUGAGAUUGCUCAUGGUCUUGGAUUUCAACAUGAGUUUAUGGACAAUCUGACAAUGAUAGAACCCAGCAACAAAGAUGGGAAAUCUAAAGGAGUGUCACGUGGUCUAACUCCCCGUAUGGUGAAAUUUGUAAAAUCUGUCGACAAGCUGAAGAGUCAUUACAACUGCGAUGGUGAAGUAAAGGGUUUGUAUUUGGAAAAUUAUAUUUCCUGGACGUCCCACUGGCGGAGUCGUAUUGCGAAGGAUGAGUUGAUGAGUACAUACAUUGGUGAACCCACUGGUAUGUAUUACACUGCACUGACACUUGCAACAUUUCAUGAAAUGCCCUUCUACAGCGCAAAUUUCACCAUGGCAGAACCGAUGAGUUGGGGGAAUCAAUCUAUAUGUGAGUUUCUUCAAGGUAAAAAAGAUCCAGCAGAGACUAGACACCCCAAUGUGUUCUGUGAGGAAAAUGAGAAGGUGACCCUACAGUGCACCUCUGACCGUUUUGCCCUUGGUAUGUGCUUAACGAAGAAUAACCUUGGACAGUUACCCAAUGGAUACCAAUAUUUCAACGACAUAAGUGUUGAGUGGGAUGGUGACUUGAUGGAUGGUGAUGCAAUCAUCAGACCCUUUAUAGGUACUGACUGUGAGGAUGGUAAUGAGACUCUGUUGCCUGGCAGUCUUUUCGGACGAGAUUCACGGUGUUUAAAAGCUGAGGGUCUGAAGAUAACUGGAUCAAGUGACACCCACCUUAACAUUGCUGGUGUUUGUGCAAAAGUGAAGUGUGAUAAUGAAAAGAAGGAGGUGAGUGUACAACUCAAAGGUUAUACUGAAAAUAAUAAGGAGUGGCAUGAGUGCAGCGAUGACAAGGCAAAUGUUGAACUGACGGAUUCAGAGUUCAGUGGGGGAACUAUUAAGUGUCCCAAAUACGAAGAAGUGUGCAUUGGGUUGCUGGAAACUGAAGCACCUUCCAACAUUACGUUUUACAAUGGCACAAAAUUUACUGACGGGUACGUUGAUUUGCAUGAUGAAAAUAAAGAGGAAGAGGAAAAAACAACAAAGAAUUUUGAGCCACCACAUUCGCAAUCUGUUUCCCCAACUGUUCCAACUAAUGUCAAUCAAAACGUGGGCAGUUUACCUGUAGCUACACCGCUUGCACGGGAAAACGAGGAACGCCAAAAACACCAGGGACCCGAUGAGCACAGAGAUGCAUCCCAGAAGAGUCCGGAGAGCAUGGGAGUUCAGAACAGAGUUGCGCCCACUGUGGUUCAAGUAAGCAGUAGUGGAACUGCUAACGCAGGCAAUGAUAACGGCAGCGCGGUUGGUACUGUUGGCACCAGCAGCAAUGGAAGGAACCUCAUUAAUGCGGGUCGGUCCACCCAAAGCGUACCCUCUUCUGCCCCUGCUCCUGCAAACACCGAUCUGCACGAAACUCUGAAGGAAAAGAUCGCAGAUCCACCAGCAGCAAACAACGAUCAACAAAAUGCAACGCAAACAUCAACCAAAGCUGAGCCGUCAUCCGGACCAAGAACGCCAGCCGAAGCAAACGCACAAACGGAUAAGCACGGGAAAAUUUCUUCUCCAGCUUCCACCGAAGUUCAAAGUGAUGGUAAAAGGGAAGAGAAUCCAUCGAGAUGGCGCCGUGAUGUUGAUGAUGCUACUUCUUCAUCCACAUCUAAUCCCAACAGCAAUGACAACCCAUUGCAGUCCACCAACACUGUUAAUGGUGCAGAUGACCGCUCCUCUGGUACAGUAAACAGCGAUGCUUUGAAUGGGACAAAAUUCACUGAGGGCCAAAUAAAAGAAGAAACAUUAAAUCAUACAAAUAUAAUGAGUGCGUUGGGUCCUGACAGCAGCAUCAUGGUUUCCUACAUGGCCCCUCUUGCACUUCUUGUGUGUGUUGUUGGUUUUGUGAUGGUUCCAUGA